Messenger RNA from Jaculus jaculus (lesser Egyptian jerboa), 3072 nucleotides. It is a transcript of the gene Morc1, whose product is annotated as MORC family CW-type zinc finger 1. Gene Ontology annotation, cellular component: nucleus. The record is from RefSeq and is a predicted model, not a curated record. The transcript is spliced from 28 exons. Gene Ontology annotation, molecular function: zinc ion binding. Lineage: Eukaryota; Metazoa; Chordata; Mammalia; Rodentia; Dipodidae.
AUGGACGGGAAGUACGGCCCGCUGCUGCGGGCUCGGCUGCACCUGGAUUUCAUCCACGUGAACUCCACAACUUACAGUUUCCUUUUUGGAGCUCUGGCUGAGUUGAUGGACAAUGCAAGAGAUGCAGGGGCUGCGAGGCUGGAUGUCUUUUCAGUGGAUAAUGAAGAACUGCAGGGAGGAUUCAUGUUAUGCUUCCUGGAUGACGGAUGUGGCAUGAGCCCUGAGGAAGCUUCAGACAUCAUCUCCUUUGGAACAUCCAAGAAACGGCUGUCUACUUGGAAGUUCAUUGGGCAAUAUGGCAAUGGGCUUAAAAGUGGGUCCAUGAGAAUUGGAAAAGACUUUAUUCUUUUCACAAAGAAGGAAGAAACCAUGACCUGUCUGUUCUUCUCUCAGACGUUCUGUGAAGGAGAAGGUCUCACUGAGGUUGUAGUUCCAAUCCCUUCAUGGCUAACAGGAUCCAGAAAGUCGGUCACAGAUGAUCCCCAAAAAUUCUCAACAGAAUUGUCUAUUAUUUAUAAGUACUCCCCAUUUAAAACAGAAGCUGAGUUGAUGGAACAGUUCGAUAUGAUCUGUGGAAGAUGUGGUACUCUGCUGGUUAUUUUCAACCUGAAACUCCUGCUCAGUGGAGAGCCAGAGCUGGAUAUUAAGACUGACAAGGAGGAUAUACUGUUGACUGACGCUCUGGAGGGUCUCCCAGAGAGGUGGUCCCUCAGAGCCUACGCAUCCGUUCUGUAUUUUGAACCUCGAAUGAGAAUAUUCAUCCAGGCCAAAAGAGUUCAGACCAAACACCUCUGUUACUCCCUCUACAAACCCAGAAAGUAUCAUUAUGUCACAUAUUCUUUUAAAGGAAAACUGAAAAAUGAGGUUAAAAAGGCAGAAGAAGCAGUCAAGACUGCUGAAAUCAUAUUGAAAGAAAUACAACUCAAAGCAAACCAGCCUGACAGAAUUUCUUCACUUUCUGCCAAGGCUGCAUUACAGAAAGCUGUGGACGCCGCAGAAGCAACGCAUAGAGAUCUUAAAGAGAAGCAGAGAGAAUUGAAAAAGGCCAGAACCCUCUCCCUCGUCUUUGGAGUCAGCCUGGAAAACCGAAGCCAAGCUGGAAUGUUCAUUUACAGCAAUAACCGGCUGAUCAAAAUGCACGAGCGAGUCGGCCCGCAGUUGAAAGCGAAGUCCUUACUUGGCACAGGAGUGAUUGGAAUUGUUAACAUACCCUUGACGAUCAUGGAGCCGUCCCAUAAUAAACAAGAAUUCCUCAAUGCCCAAGAAUAUAAUCGUCUGCUAAGAGUCAUGGGACAACAUUUGGUCCAGUACUGUAAGGACACCGGAAUCAGCAACAGAAAUCUCUCAUUGUUUUGGAAUGAAUUGAGAAACCAGAAUAAAGAUAUGGAGAGAUCUUCAGAGUUCAUCCAAUACCAAAGAAGACAAGCCGUGGCCAUUCCCCUCAUCGUUCAGUGUGAUCUUUGUCUCAAGUGGAGAGUGUUGCCUCUUUCUACUCAGUACCGGGAAGAAGACUUUCUUGGCAUGUGGAUCUGUGCAAAUAAUCCUAACAAAUCAGAAAACAGCUGUCACCAGGUAGAGCGACUGCCUUCUAUCCCGCUGGGCACGAGGAGUGCCGCGCCAUCGUCACAGACAGAGAAGGACAGGCACCUGAGGGAGUGUGUGCAGAGGUACCAGGAGAAGCUGGCAGAGCCGCGGCCUCAGGGCAUCCUGAAGUGUGUGCCAGACAACUCUGCCUUGCCCACCUCCUGUCCUCUCCUCCUACCUCUCACCGUCCACGAUCCUGGAUCCAUUGACCCGGACCUGGAGCGCAAGUGGAGAGGUGGCCUCGGCCUUCUUCUGUCGGCUCUCGCCCUCUUGUGUGUCAGCUUCGGGCAGCUGAAGCCCCACAUGGAAAGUGAAGGGAGCAAUGGGACAAAGAAAAUACUAGAAUUCCAAGAAUCAAGCCAAACGCUUUCUUCCUUUCAGCUUUCGCUCAGCCGUAGAGAUCAGAAAAGGGACGCCGAAAGUGCUGAAUCUGAUGUAGAGUUUGUUGCCAAGACUGAGACCGCGAAGUCGUCUAGGAAGAAGCAGAGGAGCCUCGGGCCGCUGGGCCUUGGGGCGGCUCUGCGGACGAGCACCGCGCGGAGGCCCCAGGUAUCUUCUUGGGAAAUGAAAAGAAGAAAGCGUUACAGCCUUGAACAAGAACGUAAGGUGAUGAUUGAAGUUGAAACUACCAACAAAGAUCCAGAUAUAAUCCUGGUUUCUAAUCAAAGCAGAAGUGAUGUUUUAUUGAAACAAGAAAGACGGGAAGUUCUUCUCAUAAACAAAGAGGGAAAACAGGGGCUGUACAGUGAUGUUCCAGUAAUACAAGGAAAGUCUUCAAUACACCAGCAGAAACAUGUGAGCAUGAGCUUGCCCAGUGUGCCAGUGGAGGACUUAAGUCCAGGCUUGGAACCUGACGUCAGUUCUGUGAGUGACAGUUGUCAAAUCACGUCGUCACCGGUGAUGUCUUCUCAAAGCACGUCCAUCAAGGAAACAGUGAGAAAACUGAUGUCUAAUCUAAGGGAGAUUCUUCUGUAUUUUGUUCCUGAGUCUCAGCUAACAUCAGCAUUUAACUACGUGUCUGUGGAAGAGCUCAUAGGAAGUCCCCAGAUGGAGCAGAGCCCAGAGAAGACAAACGAAAAGCUGAAAGUGUGUUUCAGUGAGAUAGAGAAUAUUCUCAUGGUCCAAUAUGAAAGAAACCUCAAGAGAAGAUUGCAGUCCAUGAUUUAUGAUUCAAAUAGAAGAGGACUACUUAAUGAAGUCUACCUGAUACAGUGUGAGCAUAAGAGAAAACUGGCUGAGGAGAAACUGAAUAAUCUUCGUGCAAAGCUGGCGGUGUUGUUACAGAAACUUCAGUUGGGUGGUCCAGCAGGUGAUCUGGAGCAGAUGGAUGCUUAUGUGGAAGCCUUGCUUAAAAGCAACACUCUUCCGUAGACCACUUUCGAUAAUCAGAGUCCAGAUACAGGGCACAAGAGGAGAAUGGUGUUGUCUGAUGACACUCCCCGAUACUUAAGGACCACUCAGAACUUCUUGCCCAUCACUGUACCAUGA